CAAAAUAUAUACUGGGCCCACAAAGCUUGGCCCAUAAACAAAAACAUAAACUUUAAGCAUAGGAAAAAGAAGAAAUCGUUCGUCUGGAGAAGACGGAAGGGAUAAGGAUGAUAACGGUAAGCCAAGUUUCCUCUUACUCUUCUUCUUCUUCAAACCUCGCUUCUCUGUCUCGUCUCAACCACAAACCAUCCUCGAGACUCCGAAGCUCUUCUCUGUACAGACCAAUCUUCUCCGUUCCGACCAAAACCAGGAACACUUGUAAAGCCAAUUCAUGGAAGAAUCUCGGUCUGGUCAUCAACUCUAGAAGCUCUGAGGUUUCGACAUUUGAUCCGUUGGGUAUUAAUCCAAAAGAAGCUUCUGGCCUGAGUAGUAUUUGGGAAAGCUUUCUGAGUGUUUUGUCUCCAUCACUUGAAAGCUCCUCCGGUAGCAAAAGAGAUAAACCAUCUUCUGGUCGUGGCGUGGCAGCUGCUAUUGAGGACAGUUCCAUUGACUUUGGAGAUUUCUUCAAAGGCCCAUUGCCUGGGAAGUUCCUAAAGCUCCUCGGCUUCCUAGCUCUCUCUCGCCUCGGAAUCUACAUCCCACUAGGCGGAGUCAACCGAGAAGCCUUUGUCGGCAACUUGGAUCAGAACAGCUUGUUAACCACAUUGGACACAUUCUCCGGUGGUGGCAUUGGUAGACUCGGCAUAUGCUCCCUCGGUAUCGUCCCUUUCAUCAACGCCCAGAUCGUGUUUCAGCUUCUCGCUCAAGUCUACCCCAAGCUGCAAGACCUUCAGAAGAAAGAAGGCGAAGCGGGGAGAAAGAAAAUCCUCCAGUACACUCGGUACGCUUCGGUUGGAUUCGCUAUAGUACAGGCGAUAGGACAAGCGGUUUACCUCCGUCCUUACGUGAAUGACUUCAGCACUGAAUGGGUUGUUUCGUCCGUCACGUUGCUAACACUUGGCUCUGUCCUCACUACUUAUAUUGGAGAGAGGAUCUCCGAUCUGAAGCUUGGAAACGGCACUUCGCUUUUGAUAUUCACGAGUAUUAUCUCUUACUUGCCUGCUUCAUUUGGUAGAACAGCAGCAGAAGCAUUACAGGAAGGAAACUAUACUGGUCUGGCUACCAUAGUUGUUUCAUUCCUCCUCUUGGUACUUGGAAUCGUCUAUGUUCAGGAAGCAGAGAGGAAGAUUCCACUCAACUAUGCCUCCAGAUACACCAGCAAAGCAGCUGGGCUGCAGAAGUCUGCUUAUCUUCCAUUCAAGGUCAAUAGUGCUGGAGUGAUGCCUAUCAUAUUCUCCACGUCAUCUCUUGCUCUCCCUGCUACUCUAGCGCGAUUCACCGGCAUUUCUGCUCUGAAGAAUAUUGCUUAUGGCUUGAACCCUGGAUGUUCGUUCUAUCUUCCAACAAAUAUACUUCUCAUAGCUUUCUUCAACUACUACUACACUUUCCUGCAACUUGACCCGGACGAUGUGAGUGAACAAUUGAAACGACAAGGUGCAUCCAUCCCUCUUGUCCGGCCUGGUAAAAGCACUGCUCUCUUCAUCAAAACCGUUCUUGGCCGGAUAUCUGUUCUUGGAUCAGCAUUUCUGGCUGUUCUAGCGGCGGGUCCUGCUGUGGUUGAACAGAUCACUCACUUGACAGCAUUCAGAGGAUUUGCUGGAACUUCUGUUCUGAUUCUCGUAGGGUGCGCGACAGAUACUGCAAGAAAGGUUCAAGCUGAGAUCAUCUCGCAGAAGUACAAGAACAUUGAGUUUUAUGAGCUUGACAAGUAUGAUCCAUGAACUAGUCCUUUCUGUUUUACUUAUAUUACCAUCAAAUCACAUUGUACUGUAUGAAAGUACUAUGUAACGUUAAGGGCUUUGACUUUGGUUAGUAUAAUUAGCCCUGUUCGUAA
This is a messenger RNA of Brassica napus (rape), 1873 nucleotides long. Its product is annotated as preprotein translocase subunit SCY1, chloroplastic. Gene Ontology annotation, cellular component: chloroplast thylakoid membrane. The coding region runs from base 108 to 1760 and encodes 550 amino acids. Lineage: Eukaryota; Viridiplantae; Streptophyta; Magnoliopsida; Brassicales; Brassicaceae. Gene Ontology annotation, biological process: SRP-dependent cotranslational protein targeting to membrane, translocation. The transcript is spliced from 6 exons. The record is from RefSeq and is a predicted model, not a curated record. Gene Ontology annotation, molecular function: transmembrane protein transporter activity; signal sequence receptor activity.